Messenger RNA from Syngnathus typhle (broad-nosed pipefish), 2856 nucleotides. RefSeq names its product hydroxysteroid (17-beta) dehydrogenase 4 (gene hsd17b4). Gene Ontology annotation, molecular function: oxidoreductase activity. The transcript has 25 exons. The record is from RefSeq and is a predicted model, not a curated record. Lineage: Eukaryota; Metazoa; Chordata; Actinopteri; Syngnathiformes; Syngnathidae. Bases 108 to 2306 code for a protein of 732 amino acids.
AGGAAUCAUCCUUCCCUUUGCGGAAGUAGAAGUUGUGAAAGUUCACCCUGCUUGGAAAAGAACCCAAGUGGCAAGCAGUCCAGCUCAACAAUCACAGAGCAAUAGCAAUGUCUUUGUCAUUUGAAGGAAGAGUUGUGCUCGUCACCGGUGCCGGAGGAGGUCUUGGGAAGGAGUAUGCACUGGCCUUUGCUGAAAGAGGAGCCUCUGUUGUAGUGAAUGACCUUGGGGCAGACACCAAAGGGGGCGGAAAGAGUUCUGCGGCUGCUGAUAAGGUUGUGGACGAGAUAAAAGCCAAGGGAGGAAAAGCAGUGGCCAACUAUGACUCUGUGGAAGACGGAGAGAAGCUCGUUCAAGCGGCGCUGGAUGCGUUUGGAAGAAUAGAUAUUGUCGUAAACAAUGCCGGGAUCCUUCGUGACCGCUCAUUCGUCAGGACAAGCGAUUUGGAUUGGGACCUCAUUCACAGGGUUCACCUGCGAGGCUCUUUUUUGGUGACCCGUGCCGCCUGGAACCACAUGAAAGAGCAAAAGUUUGGCAGAAUCAUCAUGACGGCUUCAGCCGCGGGCAUCUACGGCAACUUUGGCCAGGCCAACUACAGCGCCGCCAAGCUGGGCCUGCUGGGCCUGUCCAACACGCUGGCCAUCGAGGGACGCAAAUACAACAUCCACUGCAACACCAUCGCUCCCGUUGCCGGCUCACGCCUCACCGAGACGGUCAUGCCUCCGGAUCUGGUGGCGGCGCUAAAGCCGGAGUACGUGGCCCCCAUGGUGCUGUGGCUCUGUCACGAACAAUGCCAAGAAAAUGGAGGACUCUUUGAGGUUGGCGCGGGCUGGAUUGGCAAAUUGCGCUGGGAGCGAACUCAGGGCUGCAUCACUAGACAGAGCAACCAGCCCAUGACACCCGAAGCUGUCAGGGACCAGUGGGACAAAGUUUGUGAUUUUACAGACGCAAUCAAGCCCACCUCAGUACAAGAAUCUCUUCAAUCCAUUGUGAACGUACUGUCCAAAGUGGAAUCGGGGGUUACCGCCAGUCCGACCUCUGCGGUGUCCCCUGCUGCUGGCAUCAACCCUACUGCAGUAGUGGGACAAAAACUUCCCGUGACCACGUUUGACUUCACGCACACGCAGUGCAUCCUGUACGCGCUUGGCGUGGGCAUGUCCACCAAAGACCCCGACCACCUCAGGUUCUUGUACGAAGGCCAUCCGGACUUUGGCUGCCUCCCGACCUUCGGGGUUAUUCCUUCCCAGGCGAGCAUGAUGGACGGUGGCCUGAGCUCUUUGCCAGGACUCAAUAUUGACUUCACACAGGUGUUACAUGGCGAGCAAUAUUUAGAGCUCUACAAACCUCUUCCCACCUCUGGACAACUGACCUCAGAGGCAACCGUAGCAGACGUGCUGGACAAAGGCUCCGGGGCGGUCAUCCUCUUGGACGUCAACACAUACAGCGGCGGCGAGCUGCUCUGCUUCAACCAGUGGUCCGUGUUUGUGGUCGGCGCCGGAGGCUUUGGAGGCAAAAGAACAUCGGAGAAAGCUAAACCUCUUGCGCCGCCGCCUCAGCGUGCUCCAGACGUCGUGCUGGUUGAUUCCACCACUAACGACCAGGCGGCCUUGUACCGUCUGAGUGGGGACUGGAACCCCCUCCACAUUGACCCCAGCUUUGCUGCCAUGGGGGGUUUUAAGUCACCCAUCCUGCACGGUUUGUGCUCAUUUGGCUUUGCGGCAAGACAUGUCCUCAAGGAGUUUGCUGGCAACGACCCCUCCAGAUUCAAGGCCAUCAAGGUCCGCUUUGUGAAACCGGUGAUACCCGGUCAGUCUCUGCAGACGGAAAUGUGGAAGGAAGGCAGUCGAGUCCACAUUCAGUGUAAAGUCAAGGAGACAGGCGCCGCGGUGCUUGCGGGCGCUUAUGUCGAUUUACACGAAUUGGCUGAGACGUCUCCCGGUCUUCCUCAGGCGGGGCCAGGCCUCCAGAGCGAGCUGGUGUUCGCAGAGAUUGGCCGCCGCAUCCAAGAGUCUGGCAGCGAGCUGGUUAAGAAAGUCAACGCCGUCUUCGGCUGGGAGAUCACCAAAGACGGCAAGAAUGUCGCGGAGUGGACGAUUGAUUUGAAGAACGGGAGCGGCGCGUUACAUCGAGGCACCUACAGCGGGAAAAUGGACGUGACUUUCACGGCAUCAGAUGACAACUUCAUGGCGAUAGUGCAAGACAAACUCAACCCUCAGAAGGCAUUUUUCUCUGGCGAGCUCAAGAUUCGUGGAAACGUCAUGCUAGGUCAGAAGCUGGAAGUCAUCCUGAAAGAUCACGCGAGGCUGUGAACGCCUCUGACAAAAGCCAACCCACCCAGGGGGAGGGGGAGCGUCGGCUAUACCUCGUUCGUCAACACCAUCCACAGGCUGCGGCAGAAUUUAUUGUAACUUGCCAUUACAAUCUAAAUCCAAAACCUUAAUGGAACAGUUAUAAAAGUGCUUAUAAUAUUAAUAAAUUUGUUCUUGAAUUAUAUGGUCCUCUGAGGACUUAAUGAAAUGAUUCCCCAUCUCUUAUGUAAGCUUAUUUCCCGAAGGUUAAAAUAACAAUGGCGUGUUAUCGGAGAUCCAAAUCAAUUAAGUCAGAAAAUCAGUGUAAUUGAACGAGUUAUUCCAUUUGAAUGGAUCCACACUGACUCUCCGACCUUGACGCGCCGUUGAAAUGUCACGUAUUGAUUCCCAAACAGAUUUUUCUCUCUCUGGUAGCACUAAACACUGACAGAAAUGGAUUCGGGUAAGUGAUAUUGAAAGCAAUUUAACAAACUGUAAUUGUGAUGUUUUCUCUUCUAAUCAAUGCUAAUGUGGACAUUUAAUACUGUUUGCUAAUAAAGCCUUAAGAUUA